AUGGAAUCGAAAGUUACGACUCAAAAUUCCAAAACUCAGAUUCCUCCUACAAAACCGACCAAAGAUUUCUUGAACCGCCUCGAAAUCUACUUGGCCAAAAGAGAUGGUGUAGACAAACUACUCAAAAUCUCACGCUAUGCUACCAAAAUAAUUCUGGCCUCCUCAAUCAUCCCUGAAACGCAAAACCCAUUAAUUAAUCGCCUUAAAUCCUUCGAGUCAAGCGUUGGAAUAAGCCGUAAAGCGUUCCGUUUGGGCAAAUUUGUUCAGGAUGUGAAUGCUUUAAGGACGGCCAACUUUAGUUCUGGGUAUGAUUUGGACUUGUUUCUUUGUUUAAUAGCCUAUGGAGGAGAGGGGUUGUAUUAUUUUAUCGAACAAUUUGUUUGGUUAGGAAAAGCGGGUUUGAUUGAUAAAAGGCAUUUGAAUAGAUUGCAAAAAAUGAGCGCUUGGUGCGAAUUUGUUGGUUAUUUUGGGAGCGUGAGUUUGAAGGUUAGAGAAUUGAGGAAAAUUAGUGAGAAUGAGAGGUGUUUGAUGACGAGCAUUGAACUGUCCGAGUUGAGGGGAAUUGGGUGUGAAGAGGAGAUGGGGAAGUUGAGGAAACUGAGGGAAAAGAAGUUGAUGAAGAAGCUUUCGACAAUUCAGGAUUUGGCGGAUGGAUUGAUGGCAUUGGCUGAUAUUCGAGAUGGUAAAGGAAAGCUUUCCGCGCCGAUGUUGGUUUCAUCAGCCGGGCUUUUGUCUGCUAUCAUCAGUACGCAUAAGAAUUGGCUAGCUUGUUGA
Molecule: messenger RNA, 774 nt
Organism: Fraxinus pennsylvanica
Lineage: Eukaryota; Viridiplantae; Streptophyta; Magnoliopsida; Lamiales; Oleaceae
Source: the annotation of a GenBank genome assembly